Argentina anserina (silverweed cinquefoil) is the source of this 2899-nucleotide messenger RNA. RefSeq names its product protein SIEL. Gene Ontology annotation, biological process: intercellular transport. Gene Ontology annotation, cellular component: endosome. Bases 35 to 2854 code for a protein of 939 amino acids. Lineage: Eukaryota; Viridiplantae; Streptophyta; Magnoliopsida; Rosales; Rosaceae. The transcript has 8 exons. The record is from RefSeq and is a predicted model, not a curated record.
UCACUGUCACUACCGAAACUGCAGAACCCAAGCAAUGGAGGCCCACGCGACCGGCGCGUGCAAUCAAUCCCUCAACCUCCAAUCAAUCUCACCCAGCGGCGAACCUCUCUCCACCGAAACCCUAGCUUCCCUGAGAUCCCUAAUCACCAACCCCUCAACUCCCGCCCCCGCAAUCUCUUCCAUCGCCGAAACCCUAACUCGCUCUCUCCACCUCAGCCGCGACCCUCACCGCACUCUCAAGCUCCUCUCCGACCUGGCCGCGCACCACCCCCACCUCUCCCCCCUCGUCUUCCACUCCGUCCGCUCCAACUCGCUCCUCUCCACCGAGUCGACUCGCGUCGCCGCCGAGUCACUCGACGUCCUGGCUUCAAUCGGGGACCGCAACCAAGACCUAGCUCCCGCAGUUGAGAAAAUCGAUGACCGGCUGUUCGCCUCGCUCUGUUUCAGUCCCUCGCCGGAGGUACGGCCGUGGCUGCUCAGAAACGCCGGGAGAUUCAGCGUUCAGCCUUAUCUGUUAUCGAUUCUGUUUCUAGGGUUUACGAAGGAUCCGUAUGCGGAUGUGAGGACAGCGGCAUUGGAUGGACUCGUUGGUUUGAGUGAGAGCGGCGCUAUUGACGACGGUGAUGUCAUCAGAGGUUGCUACUUCCGUGCCGGUGAGCUUCUAAACGACAUGGAAGUCGGCGUUAGGUGCGCCGCGAUUCGAGCGGUUUUGGCUUGGGGUUUAACACUCGUGGAUUGCGAUUCGGAGGCGAAAGCUUAUUGGUCUGAUGAAGUAUUUGUUAAGAUUUGUUCUGUGGUAAGGGACAUGAGCGUGGAGGUCAGGAUUGAAGCUUUUAAUGCUCUUGGGAGGAUAGGGAUGGUGUCUCAAGAUAUUCUUUUGCAAACCCUGUCAAAGAAAGUCCUGGUGACCCCUAAAGAAAAGAAAUCUCUUGCUCAGAGUUCCGAUGAACAAAUGGAAAUAUCAGGGUGUAGUUUUGCUGGAGCUUUCAUGCAUGGACUUGAGGAUGAAUUCCAUGAGGUACGAAAAGCUGCCUGUCAUUCUUUGGGUAAACUGACCAAAUUGUCUUCCAAGUUUGCUGGAGAAGCCUUGAACUUACUGAUGGAUGUACUGAAUGAUGACUCGGUGCUUGUGCGGUUAGAAGCUUUUGAAAUUAUGCAUCAAAUGGCAACCUCUGGUCAUCUGAAGGUGCAAGACAAACACAUGCAUAUGUUUCUUGGCACUCUGGUUGACUGUAAUACCCUGACAAGAUCUGCAGCGAGGAAAAUACUUAAAUUGGCAAAGCUGCCAGACUUAAAGUUGUUCAGAUCAACCAUUGAUACCCUUCUAGAUAACUUGGACAUGUUUCCGCAGGAUGAAGAAGAUAUAUUAAAUGUUUUGUUUCAUAUCGGACGAAAUCAUGGAAAGUUUGUGGUCCGCAUUAUUAAGGAGGUUUCUCACCAGAUGGAACCAGUGGCUAAUGGCAAGUUAGGCUUUGAUAACGUGAGGGUGGCGGCUUUGCUAGUUCUGGCCAUCUCUGCUCCACUCUCACAAGAACGUGAUUGCAGAAUUCCACCUAGUAUAUUUUCUUAUGCAGUUACGUACCUGGGUAGGAUUUCUAGUGCUUUGAGUGAUGUUAUUCAUCAAGAUGGCUUGUUGAAUUACUUGUCUCAUUGCAGUAGAUCCUCUGGACCAUAUGAUAUAAAGUUUGACUUUCGAGAAAGGGAAUUACCUGGUUCAGUUGCAAUGCCAUUGCCACCAGAAAGAGGUGGAAUCUCUGAAAUCUUUUCUCCAACAGUUAAGGAAUCAAGGGAGGCUGGAACUUCUCUUGUAAAAUACAGCCUAGAUGUGCAUGAUGUGGAGACCAAGUUAAUAAAUGUUGUUCUUGAAAAGGUGAAGGAUAUCUGGCCAUUUGUACAAGCUGGAUACACAACUGAAGCACUCAGGACUUUAAGAAACUACAGAAAAGAAUUGGCAACAUUGGCGUCUGGGUCUAUCGCAUCUGGUGGUAGCUUUGCCUUUACCAUGCAGUAUCUCAAGAUCCUGAAACUGCUUGCAAAGGCAUGGGUGAACAUCCUGCCUUCAAGCGGGAUGGGAGACAUGGACUUUGUGUUGGAAAAGCUUGACGCGAGGCUUAGUGAACUGAAGAGUAUGUUUUUAAGAUUGUCCAAAGAGGAAGAGUUGCAUAUUUUGGAGCUGAUACUUGUGACCUGUAUGCUCAAGCUAUCUAAAGUUGAAAUUUGCUGCCAUCUUGGUAGUUUUAGAAAACUCUCAUGUACAAUGGCACAUGCGGAAUCUCUCCUUCGAGAUGGAAGUGGUUCGGGAAGUGUUGAACCAUCCAGGUUUAUGAUUGAAGUUAGAAAGUUAUCAUCUGAAAUUGGAACCUCUGUCAAUGGCAGUUCCUUUAAUCCUAUUCCUUUUAGAAGAGCGCUCGAAAGUUUCUCCCUCAAUCAGCUUAUGUUGUGUGGUGGACUAAAGCAGAUAAAGGCAGAUCUGGACAUAGCUGACAAUGACAACGAUCAUCCUCUUCGCUUUGUGGCAGGGUUGCCAGUUGGUAUACCGUGCCACAUCACUCUCCAUAAUGUUUUGGUCCAAAGCAGAAUAUGGCUCAAAAUGACUGUCAAUGGAAUUGAUGAUACUCAGUUUGUCUACUUGGAUCCAACCCUUCUUUCAGGCUGCGAUGACCGUAGAAGAGUUACGUUUAUCGCACCAUUUUACAAAACCCCGAAAGCAUUGUCUUUUACAGUCGGCGUUUGCAUUUGUAUGGAACAUUUGUCUGAAGUUGACAACGCAUCCUCCCUCAAACGUUGUGGACCUAGACAUGAGCUUUCAUAUCUUUGCCAAGAAAAGGAAGUUUUUCUCUCUAUGGUUAAGUGAGAACUCAAGCUUUUCUUUUCUGCCUUAGUUGAAGAAAUAUAAAUA